AUGUUGACAAUGUUUAAGAAAUCACAAUUUAAUACUGAACAAAUCUUCUUCUUCUUCUUCUUCUUCUUCUUCUUCUUUUUUUUUCUUCUUCUUCUUCUUGCCACGUCCCUUCAAGUGUUCUGUCUAUCUCAUGGCUUGCAGCUCUUAAUGACUCUCACCUCUAACCCCCCUCUGUAUCGUAAUCUCUCUUUUUUUCUUUCUGUACGUCCCUAUCUCUCUUUUUGUUUCUCUCUCUUCUUCCCUAUCUCACUUUUUUCUCUCUCUACGUCCCUAUCUCUCUUUUUGUUUCUCUCUCUACGUCCCUAUCUCUUUUUUUCUCUCUCUACGUCCCUAUCUCUCUUUUGUUUCUCUCUCUACGUCCCUAUCUCUUUUUUUUUCUCUCUCGUCCCUAUCUCUCUUUUUGUUUCUCUCUACGUCCCUAUCUCUCUUUUUUUUCUCUCUUCUUCCCUAUCUCUUUUUGUUUCUCUCUCUACGUCCCUAUCUCUUUUUUUUUCUCUCUCUCCGUCCCUCUCUUUUUUCUCUCUACGUCCCCUAUCUCUUUUUGUUUCUCUCUCUACGUCCCUAUCUCUCUUUUUGUUUCUCUCUCUUCUUCCCUAUCUCUCUUUUUGUUUCUCUCUCUACGUCCCUAUCUCUCUCUUUUUUCUCUCUCUACGUCCCUAUCUCUCUUUUUGUUUCUCUCUCUACGUCCCUAUCUCUCUUUUUGUUUCUCUCUCUUCUUCCCUAUAUCUCUUUUUGUUUCUCUCUACGUCCCUAUCUCUCUUUUUGUUUCUCUCUCUACGUCCCUAUCUCUCUUUUUGUUUCUCUCUCUGA
Messenger RNA from Acanthosepion pharaonis, 810 nucleotides. The record is from the annotation of a GenBank genome assembly. Lineage: Eukaryota; Metazoa; Mollusca; Cephalopoda; Sepiida; Sepiidae.